UGCAAGGCCACCCCUAGGUGAGGGACAAGAGGACAGUGGGACCACUUGGGGUGAGGGAAGAUGGGACACCAAGCGUUAUGUACCCCCAUCCCAUCCCUUUUUCCUUGGGCGUCCUCGGAGCACCCUCUGAGAGGUCCCUGGGGCAGAGUUGAGGUGCAGCUCUAGAGGGCUGUGUCCCAUGCCAGUGUUGGGGGUUGUGGGGAUACCCCAUAAGUAACCUUAUUCCUAUCAAUCCCACCUGAACUUCCAUCCCAGGAGAUUUCAGGGAAACGAGGGGGGUUCCUUUCCAGUGUGGCCUCUGCCACCCCAAACCAGGAUGGAGCUACAUGAGGAGGAGAGACCCCCAUUAAUGCACCCCUCGAGCUUCGACCAGCGUGAUAGCCCUGGGCCGGGGGGAUCAUCUGGGGGGUGCCGCCACGGGGCCGCCGGGAUGCCGUCAGCCCCGGCACAAAGAGGAAUGUGAUGAGCACAUGGUUCCCAUUAACCCCGGAGAAAUUUUUUUUAGGCUGUUUUUUUAUUUUUCUUUUUUUUCUUCUUCUUUUUUUUUUUUUUUUUUUUUUUUCAUGAUUCUUCUUUUCUUUUUCCCCCUAAGUUUUCCGCAGCUCUGCUGGGGAGGAGGAAAAGCGGCGGCUCCGGCGGAGGCUGAAGUCACCGGCAGGAACGUUGCGAAGCUUUUUGCCCACCUCGGGGAGUCUGUCUGCCCCUCAAAGGAUGUGCUGACUCCUGUGAGUGGGAUUUUGGGGGAGCAGAGCCGCAUGAGACCGGGAACUCAUCACACAGAAUCAACCCCCGAUCUGGCCUUUCCAUGGCUUCAGCAAUGUUGCCAGGGAAAGCAGAGAAGAGAAUUGCUUCGUCCAUCUUCAUCACCCUCGUGCCACCACAGAGGGACGUGGCUACCAAGGAGAAAACCCAACGGGAGCCGCAGCCAGGUGAUGCCAAGGUCCCCGGCACUCAUCACCCCCAGAUCCUGCUGUCACCCCCCACAUUGCCCUACGGAGAAACCCACACGGUGGCCCCUGUACCUGCAUCCCCACCAGUCCUGCCCCUCUCUGAAGUGCCCCAGCCCUUGUCUGUGGAGCCGCUGGGUCUGGCACUGCAGCAACUGGACCUUGCAGCACCCGCCACCCUCCAGGCCCCUUCCACCAUCCCUGCUGAAUUGAAGCUGCCCACAUUUUCCCAGGAGCACGCAGGCAAGAGGCAGUGGCAGGAUGUGAAUGGGCACCCGGGGAGGGACAGCUCCAGAGACAUCUGUGCCUUCUGCCACAAAGCGCUGGCGCCCCGGGAGCCGACGGUGGAGGCGAUGCGGAAGCAGUACCACCCUGACUGCUUCACCUGCCGUACGUGCCACCGACUCCUGGCUGGGCAGCGCUACUUCCAGAGAGAUGGGUGCCCCACAUGUGACACCUGCUUCCAGGCCACGCUGGAGAAAUGUGCCAAGUGCCAGGGGCUGAUCACAGAGCACAUUGUCCGUGCCCUGGGCAAGGGCUACCACCCCAGCUGCUUCUCCUGCGCUGCCUGUGGCCGGGCCAUGGGCACUGAGAGCUUUGCUGUGGACAAACAGGGUGACGUGUACUGCGUGCCCGACUACUACAGGUUGGCCAUGGGGGAGUGUCUCCCACACUGGGAGCUGGGUUUGGCUCGUCCCCUCAAGCCCGCAGGGCUCAUGUCGCUCCCGUUGGCUCCCAUCAGGAAAUACGCCGCAGUGUGCAGCGCCUGCGAGUGCCCCAUUGUCCCCCACGAGGACAAAGACACCUACAAGAUCGAGUGCCUGGGACGCAGCUUCCACGAGAGCUGCUACCGCUGUGAGAGCUGUAGGAUGCCCCUGUCACCGGAGCUGACAGAGAACGGGUGCUACCCCCUGGAUGACCACCUGCUCUGCAAGUCCUGCCACAUCCACUGGCGCAACGAGUCGUCCUGCUGAGACCCUGCAGCUCAUCAAGCUCUUCCAGUGCCAGGCACCAAAAAGGGAGUGCCCCCAGUGGGAUGUACCCUGUGGCCUGGGUGCCUGCUGCACCCCCAGAUUACUGCAGAACUGGGUUUUCAUCACCAAAAUGUCCCCAGGACCCUGACCCGGUGGGUUGGUGGGGUGGAGAACUGUGGAUAUGUCCUGGCACAGCUCUGCACUCAUCAUGAAUAUAAAAUGCCCUGACAGAGCAGCAAUGAGGAGUGGAGGUUUUAUUCCUUAUUUCUUUUUUUAAACGCCUUUUUCCAAAGGCCAGUUUGGUUUUCUUGGGUGGUGCUUCUUUCUUCUCAAGCUUCCUUGGGAUUUCACUGAAAUGUUUCUCUCUGUGGAGAGCGGGCACUGAUUUAGUUACUCGCAGUUAAAUAAAAC
Vidua chalybeata is the source of this 2332-nucleotide messenger RNA. It is a transcript of the gene FBLIM1, whose product is annotated as filamin binding LIM protein 1. Gene Ontology annotation, cellular component: stress fiber; focal adhesion. The transcript is spliced from 8 exons. Gene Ontology annotation, molecular function: filamin binding. Bases 806 to 1921 code for a protein of 371 amino acids. Lineage: Eukaryota; Metazoa; Chordata; Aves; Passeriformes; Viduidae. Gene Ontology annotation, biological process: cell-cell adhesion. The record is from RefSeq and is a predicted model, not a curated record.